AUUCUAAUGUUUUGGUGAAUUCAUGUCGUUGCCUUUCAGUUUACAGUCAAAGAGGUUUUCAGAAGCUAUUAAUAACCUUAUUUGUAAUACGAAAUCUGUCUACAUUUAUAAACGUUGUUACUAUAGUAAUAUCGUUGUAAUUCUAUUCUUAAACUAACCGUUAACUGUGUCUGAUUAACCAGAAAGUAGCUGGGAAUUUAUAUCAUUUUGUUUUCUACUCACCUUUAUACUAUCCUUUUGCCUGGAAAUUUAGAUGCGAGCAAACCAAAGACUGGCUUCUGUCCAUAGUUUUUGACUAAUCUGUUAGUGAGUUGUAUAGACAAUUCUGUUCAAUUUGAGUAAAGUAUAAUUCAACCCUUGGCCUAGAUCAAGGGUUGAAGCUUCUUUAGUAAUUUAAAUAUAAGAAUUCUGUUGCUGCUUAGUGUUUAUUUGCAAUACUGAUUACGUCCAGUCUCUUCAAGUCAGUGCCAUACUCCAGGACCAACUGAAGCUAUACACACUAUCUAUAUGGACAGACUUGGGUAUUUCUUAUGUGUUGUGUCGCAUUUCUCUCGAAGUUUUCAAUAAAACUGUCUCAGAUUUGGGAUUUAAAUAAAGCAAAGUUCCAAACCAUAACAUUGAAUUAAGAUAUAGGCAGUUUGUGCAGCAUAAGUUAGGUCUGAUUGAAUUGCAUUACCAUUUCUAAUAAUUAACAAAUCACAUUGUCUUAAUAAGUUUUCCAUACUGAACCAGAUUACAUUCGUAAAAGUGCAGACUGCAUUUGAUUUAUUUAUUGGCUGAUUUGAUGAAUCGAUGUGAGAAUCUUAAGGAACGUGUUCAUGUUUUGCAGCAAGAGCUUGAAAAGAAACGUUUGCUUCUUCAGAAAGCUGAGAAGAAAUUAAAGUCUACUUUAAUCACCCAGCCGAGUAUUUUGUUGCCUGUAGCAGAGGAAACAUCUGAAAUAAUUCCGGAAGGUUCUGAAAUUACUAAUGUGAAACUAUGCGAAUCAAGUGAAUCACCAGUGCAAGGUGUACUUAUUCAACCUACCAGUGAAGAGUGUUGCAGACACAUAACUCUAUGUGUUUUAGGAUCCUGUAUUCUUUUAUCGGAUUCUCUGUUAAUUACCUUGUACGACUCUAAUCAUAUGCUCACUUUGUAUAGUAUAUCACUUUGUAACUAUGAAUCACGGCUAUUGUGGGAAAGAAAGUUGUUUGUCUCCGAAGUGACACUGUUGGAAAUUAUUAUACCUCCAGGUAGCUCCGCUAAAGAAACUGUUCAUAUAGGCGUCUUAUUGGCUGAAAGACACUCACAAAAAAGCUUACCAGUCCUAUUGCUAUCAUUAUUCAUGUUUUCUAUCCCAAUUGUUAUCAGCUUUACAGUGGAUAAUCAUUUAACUCAUCUAUGCCUUACGGAUGUACGAACAGUCCCAGUGAUAAAUACAAAUUUCAAUAUAGAUCGUACGUGUUCUUCGGGCAUUGUGUACGAAUUUUAUGUCAAUCGUAAAAGUGAUCUAAUGUUUGUGUUGUAUGUUCCUGAUAUGCUUUCAUACACCAUUCAUCAGUUAUCAUAUGAUGGGAAAUUAUGUUUAGUUCCUUUAUUGUGUCGCUGUGACGCAAUGGAUGCACCUAAGCCGAAUUUUAAUUCUUGGUUUACUGCAUUAAGUCAUUGUUCAGAAAAACCGACAUCAUUAUCACAGUCGGUUUGUAUUCUAGGCAUUCAUUUCAAUCCAUCAUCAACCGAACUUGUUGGUUGUCUCAUGCGCACAAACGACAGUGGGAAACACAUUGUGGGUGAAUACGUGUCAGAACGGUUUACGUUCAGUAAAUUGGUACAGAACAUCUACUUAAAUGCUCCAGUGAAACCAUGUUCUAAACUUUUAGUUGUUGCAGGUGAACGGCCUAAUUUUUUGGUGUUUUCCGUUGUUGUUAAAAGCUGUUUAUUAAAUUCAUGCACAUAUUACUUUACUAUGGGUGUUGUUUCAAUAAAUGGUAAACCUCGUGGAUCUGUUAUACGAUUAAUUCCUAUUCAUGUCGAUCAGCAAGAUGUGUAUGGAUCAGAAUUAGCUUGGAGCUUAUUUACUCCACAAAACAGACCGUAUAGUCAGUGUUUGCUAAGAUUCGUCGCAUCAUGUGCUGAACAAAGAAAUUUAACUAUCAGUGCAUGGUCUGUUAAUAAAUUAAUAACCGACUGUUGUGAGAAAACUUCCAACAAUGAAGUUGUCAAGGUUUCUUGUUUUAACUUAUCUGACGUAAAUAAGACACUUAACUUACUUAUUUUGUAUCAUUCAGAUUGUAUUUUCCCAAAGCAGAUUUGUACAUUGUACUAUAGUCGUAAUUUGAAUAAAAUUGUGCAACUGCACAGUUCAUAA
Molecule: messenger RNA, 2347 nt
Organism: Schistosoma margrebowiei
Lineage: Eukaryota; Metazoa; Platyhelminthes; Trematoda; Strigeidida; Schistosomatidae
Source: the annotation of a GenBank genome assembly